Molecule: messenger RNA, 2202 nt
Organism: Spodoptera exigua (beet armyworm)
Lineage: Eukaryota; Metazoa; Arthropoda; Insecta; Lepidoptera; Noctuidae
Source: the annotation of a GenBank genome assembly
GAUGAAGCAGGGUCUUCUAAAAGAAUAUGCUCUUCAUCUUCCAGGAGUUAUUAGCUGUAAUAUCGUUGCUGGUUAGCGGGGCUGUGGCGGAGCCCCCGGCGCCGUAUGCUCCCAGUGGAUGGAAGCCUGAUGGACCAGCCUUUAUCCUUCCGCAAAGAGGACAAAACCAGCAACCUGCGCAAUACCUUCCACCUUCAGCGUCCUUAGACCCUCGUUACCCCAACCCCAGCGUGGAAUAUGGUACUCCUCAAGAAGAAGAAGACGUCUCUGUCCAGGGUCUACCGCCUCAAAGGGAGGAAGUUCCUUUCUUCCAAAGGUCUCCAGUGAAUGGAAAACAAAACGUUGGACCUGGUUUCAAUUCUGAUCUCCAGAAUUUGGACCAAGGAUUGAAACAGACACAGUUCCAGGAACAGCAACAGCGCUACCGUGAAUUCGAGAGGCAACAGCAAAGAGAUGCCCAAUUCAACGCUGCCAACCGUCUGCCAAGACCACAAAUCCCCGCCCAAUUUGCUCCAAGAACCACCACUUCUACCACAGAACAGCCAACAACUGAAGCUUCCACUGAGGCAUCAACUACAGAACUAAACUUAAACGAAGGCGAGACUUUGGAAUCUUCAGACAAAGAUGCUAAAGUAUCCGUAGAAGUAGCAAAACAGAAGAUACAAGAAUAUCCUGGUGAACUGUUCCUAAGUUCUUUGGCCCAGCUUCAGUUUCAACCACAGUUUGUUCCUAUCCAGCAGUUUGGUCAGCUUAGAGCUCCAUUAAUCCUUCAAUCAGUUCAAUCUCAAUCACAAAAGCAAGUCGCUGGUUUCGAUGCUCAAACACAUUUUGCGGCUCUGCCUUCAAUUUUAGCUCAGCAGCAAUUACAGCAGCAGAAACUUGAGCAAGGUUAUCAAAAUCCUGCUGUUUUUGUUGCCGAACAACCUCAAGCUCAAAUUCAGCCCGUCACCGCUUAUCAGCAGCCUCAAUUCCAAGCUGAGCCUAUUGCAGUCCAACCCGCUCAAGCAGUACAGCCUCAGGGUUUCUACGCACAACCGAAUGUGGAACCUGUAGCUCAAUACCAGCCUGUGAAUGCUUUCCCUCAACAAUUACAGCCUGCCCCUCAAUUUACUGCUCAGCCUGUAGUAUUGCAGCCUCAAGGUGUAAACCAGUUGCAACCAGCUCCAUUCCAACCUCAACAACCAGCUCAGUUCCAACCUCAACAACCAGCUCAGUUCCAACCUCAACAGCUUGAUCAAUAUCAGCCACAGACUGUUCAAUUCCAACCUCAACCAGCGCAAUUCCAGCCUCAACAACCAGCUCAGUUCCAACCUCAACAGCCAGAUCAAUAUCAACCACAGACUGUUCAAUUUCAACCUCAGCCAGCGCAAUUCCAGCCUCAACCAGCUCAAUUCCAACCACAGCCUGCCCAAUUCCAGCCACAACCUGCUCAAUUUCAACCUAGUCAACCUCAACCCCAACCGGACCAAGAAAACCAAGAUGCUGAAAGCAACGACAACAAUAAUUACCAACCCCAACUUUAUCAGCAGCCAUUCCUAGUUCCAGCGAAUCAAUACCAAGCUCAAUACCAACCUCAACCAGGUUACAUUCAGGCUCAACUGAUAAACUACCCAGGGCAAGAUGUCAAUCAAUUCCAGCAGCAAUUAUUCCAAGGUCAACUGGAGCCACAGAACCAGUAUCCUCAGAGCCAAAGUCCAGAUGCUCUCCAGAGUGGUUUGGAUGUGAACCAGCAAGGAAAUGAUAUUGAAGAACCUCAGGAGCAAGAAGAAGAACAAGACGAAGGAAACAAGGCUACAGCAGUGGCUACAGCCUUUGGAACAAGAACUCAACCCCGAGUGCAACCUAAGUACGGCGCUCCUCGCCCAGUUCCCCGAGUACAGGCGGCUCCUAGAACCGUGACCACCACUGAAUCCACCGCUGAGGAGGUGACGGAAGACGGUCCUGUCGUUGCGCAAGCAGUAGCCAUUGCUGAUGGAAACAGGAAGAAGAGUGCCAAACUGAGGAGUCGUCGUGUUCGUCCAGUCUUCACCCUGGACCGUUCUGGACACUUAGUAUUGGCACAAGGACAGUAAACUAACCGAAUAAAAAACGAACAAAUCUUUUUAAGAGCUAUCGUGCCUAAAAUAGCCGGUAGAGGCGCUAUUGUCGAUGUGUCGAAUAAGGCAAAGUGUUAGUAGACCAGACUUAAAUCGAUAGUAGCGC